This is a messenger RNA of Cordyceps fumosorosea ARSEF 2679, 4431 nucleotides long. RefSeq names its product Vacuolar multidrug resistance efflux pump. Bases 1 to 4431 code for a protein of 1476 amino acids. NCBI's taxonomy places the organism in Eukaryota, Fungi, Ascomycota, Sordariomycetes, Hypocreales, Cordycipitaceae. Gene Ontology annotation, molecular function: ABC-type transporter activity; ATP hydrolysis activity; ATP binding. The transcript has 4 exons. Gene Ontology annotation, cellular component: membrane. Gene Ontology annotation, biological process: transmembrane transport. The record is from RefSeq and is a predicted model, not a curated record.
AUGGCCUCGACCUCGGCUGACGGCGUGCCACACGCAGCCGCCUCGUCGUUGUGGGAAAACCUCGUGGACAAUGCGGCCGUCACUGUCAACUCGACCUUUACAUAUGAGGAUUUGGUCUUUCAAAUAGCGCCAUUGGCUCUGGUACUGGCGCUGUCGCCCUUUUUCCUGCAUCACUAUUCCCAGCCGCCAGUGUACCUGCGUCACGUCCCAUUUCUGCGCCUCAAACUGUUCGCCGCUGGGUCCCUCAUAUGUCUCGAGUUCUCCAACCUUCUUCUUCGCCGCAUGCGACUCGAUCCCCGAGCCGAUGCCAUGGUCGCCGCAGCACUCAUUGACUUGGUUGUUGCUCUUACCAUAGGAAUCAUCCUCUACAUCGAAAGCCAAGGCAUUCGUCCGUCUGCCUUGCUUCCUCUCUACCUCUCCGCCGGUUGCAUGAUUGACGCGGCCAAGUGCCACUCUUUCUACCUGGCUCAAGGCCUGUCAUCGGCUUCUGCCAUUGCCACUUCCGCUGGAGGUUUUCGCUUCCUGCUUCUACUCCUCGAGACAUUCUCAAAGGAGGAACUCAUGGUCAGCCAGGACGCAGCUCAAUACGAAGCUCUUCAAGAAGAGAAAAGGCGCCGUGCGUACUUCAUUUUCCCGCGCCUCUCCAUUUCCAGGCAACUUCGCAUCUCCAUCGAAAACGGCAAUCUGAUGCCCAUUGCGUCCGAGUUUGCGUCCGACCGCUUAUAUGACAAGCUCAAGAGCUAUUGGCAGCUGAGCGAUGACGCCACUGAUGAGAUGGAGAAAAUACGACGCACGGCGCAAAUUGAAGGCAAAGCAGCACCAUCUCUGGAACUCGAAAGCCUGUCGAUGGCAUGCGCUACAGCCUGGUGGACCGAGGGCAAGCGAAUGCUUGUACCACGACUAGUUUUUGCCAUGUGCACAUUCAGCCAGCCUUUCAUUUUGAAAGCAAUCAUCGAGGCCUUGGGCCAAGAUGAGGUCUCGACCUUGCGCAAACUCAUCUUGGUCGCUGUGACGCUAUUGGCCUUCGUCGGCGUCACUGUUGGCAAAUCAUCGUAUGCCCAUAUGAACUACCUCAUGGUCGCGCGCUUGCGUGGGAGUUUGAUUACCCAGACUAUCGAGAAAACCCAUCGCAUUUCCUACAAAGAUGCUCAGACAUCCGCAACCAUCUCCUUGAUCAGCACUGACAUUGACGGUAUUGCUGCCGCAUUGCCCAGAUUCCUGGAGCUCCCUGUCACCUUUAUGGAAACAUGCUUUGGCAUUUACGCUCUUUCCUGGUUUGUUGGGAACGCAUGCUUCCUGGUGCUCGUCCCAGUCCUGGCCUCCAACAUCUUCUCGUGGUUCUGGGGCUUUGUAACCGAGCCAGCCCUUGCUGCCUGCAAAAAGAAGACCGAGGUUCGCGUAGCAAAGACGUCGUCCCUUCUCUAUCAACUAGGCGCAAUCAAAAUGACGGGCUUAGCUCCGACCGUUGCCACCUUUCUUCAAGGCCUGCGACUACAAGAACUGCGACUAUUGACGAGACAUCGAUCACUCGAAACGGCAACAGUGCCUUUCAUUCAAGCAGCAAACACCAUGACGCCUGUCUGGGUGCUCAGCCAAGCGCUUUCGCCAGUUGAAUUGACAGAGACUGUAUCUGCCGACGUCGUCUUCCCCAUCUUGGCCCUUGUCGCAGCCAUCCAGGGCCCGCUGGGUCGGCUCUUGGAUAUGAACUCGACGACGUCAUCCAUCAACGCCCGAUUCGACGCCAUUCGGCAGUUUCUGAGUCUUCCUGAAAGAGACGAGUAUCGGUUCAUCAGAGACAAACACUUCCCCAAGUACCGCCGGGCCCCGCCAGUGAACGAGCAGUUUGUUCAUCCAGUUCAAGUGAUCGAUGUUGAUAUUGCACCUCCCGGGCUACGACAGCCCAUUCUCUUCCGCGUUGACUUUGCGCUCGUUCAAGGGUCAAUUACGGCAAUCGUUGGCUCACCCAGGACGGGAAAGAGCACGCUCUUGCAGGGCAUACUUGGUGAAGCGUCUCUCAUUGAAGGGUCGAUUUGCGUACAGCAUGAAGACAUGGCCAUAUGUGGCCAGAUAACUUGGCUGCAGGAUGCCUCAAUCCUUGACAACAUCAUAGGCCCCUUGCCCUACAACGCCGAUUUCUUCCAGCGAGUGGUCGAAUGCUGCUUGUUGCGAGAUGACCUCGAUCAACUUCCUGGCGGAGCCGACUACAUGGUUGGGCCUGCUGGAAGAAAUCUGAGCACUGGCCAGCGACAACGCAUCGGUAUCGCUAGAACGGUCUACUCCCGCACUGCGGUCAUGCUUUUUGACGAUCCUUUCGGUGCUCUCGACAAAAAGACGGCCGUGUCUAUCCUGUUUCAUUUGUUCGGCGCAAGCGGGCUUUUGAGAGAAAUGGGUAUCACUGUUGCUCUGGUGUCGUAUCUGCGGGAGAGCCUUGACGUCUCGGAUAGAGUUUUACUUCUUGACGGCCAUGGAUAUGCUUCUCUUGAAGACCACCCUUUCCAGACUCCCGCCUUCGCGGCCAAAGUCAAGGAAGUUUUCAACUCUAUACCAGAAGGGCCUCCCGAAGAGGUUGAAGACAUUGAAAAGGAAGUCAUACGUCGGUCAUUGGAGUUUGAAAGACUUUCCUCACGCGCCGCAUUAACUGGCGUGCCUGGAAAUUUGGGCUCGAAUACACGGCUACGUACCCUUUACAUCAAACCAAUCGGAUACUUCUCGGUAAUUUUAUACACCGUGCUCCUCUUUUGCCUAAGUCUUGGAGAGAACAUUCCUAGUAAGAUUAAGACUCGUUCUACUUUGCGUUCAAAACUGACGGCAAUCCUAGACGUCUAUGUGCGAGACUGGAUAGAUUCUCGAUCAGCGACUUACUCUGUCGCUGGCUACGCUUCUUCGGCUGGUAUCACAUGCUUAAUUGGAACGCUGUCUUAUUGGCUGCUCCAUGUCAAGCUUGCGCCGAGAGCCUCUCUUGCACUGCACCAACAUCUCGUAAACGCCAUCACCGGAUCCACGCUUGUUUUUCUUGGUGUUGUCAACAUAGGAUCAGUCAUGAUGCAAUUUGACCAAGAUGCAAGCAUGCUCUCCCGCCAAUUACCUUUCUUCUCUAUGAGGACUGCAUCCGCUCUCUUCUCCGUCAUGAUCAAGACCUCCAUCAUUGUCUCGGGAGCAUCGUACAUGUUCGCCAUUCUGCCGCUUCUUGUGGCUGCAUUGUAUUACCUCCAAAUUUUCUACUUCAAGACGGCUCGCCAACUGCGCAAGCUGGAUAGCGAGGCUAAGACGCCACUGUUCAAACGGUUUGAAGAGACGGCCGAUGGCAUAAUGUACAUGCGCGCUUUCCGUUGGCUAAAAGCUGACACACGAAUCAGCUUUGGGCUCCUGAACAUUAGCCAGAGGGCGUUUUACUAUUUAUUUUACUUCCAACAGUGGUUGGUGAUGGUCCUCGGCCUCUUUACUAGCAGUAUUGCUGCGUGCCUAGUACUGCUUGUGUUAUUUUUUCCUGGAAGCACAUCUGAAGCCGCAGUAGGCUUAUCCUUUCUAGCACUAUUCCAAUUCAGCUGGACAUUGGAAAGGCUGUUUGAGGUGCGUACCCUGCUCGAAACGCCGAUUGGCUCGCUCGAGAGGCUGCGCUCUUUCCUGCGAUAUACCCCGCAAGAAACCGAGCGGAAUGCUCAGCCAGCUCCCGAAGGUUGGCCAUGGCGUGGAGAGAUUGAGUUGGAAAAUGUAACGGCAAAAUAUGAGGAAACUUCAGAAACGAAUGCUUUACAAGACUUGACAUUGGUUGUUGAGGCUGGAGAAAGGGUCGGGCUGAUUGGCCGCACUGGGAGUGGCAAGACGUCAGUCCUUAAUGCCAUCCUUGGGCUGGUCGAUUACAGCGGCAUGAUCAUGAUUGAUGGGAUAGAUGUAUCUAUGCUGUCCCGAGACGAACUUCGAUCCCGCAUAGUGACGAUUUCCCAAGACCAGGUGAGAUUUGAUGAAUCUAUUCGAACCAACCUCCUGCCCCUCACUCUGAACGACGUGGCGGCAAAGACCACCUCAGAGGAAGAGGAGGGGAUUAUGGACGAGGCCGCACGAGAGCGAGAUGAUGUUCUCGAGGCGGAGUUGAGACGCGUUGGAAUCUGGCAGAACCUGACGAAUAAGAGCGGCCUCGAUACGGUGCUAGAUGAGGCAGGCUAUUCGCCUGGCGAGGUUCAGCUGCUGUGCAUUGCAAGGGCUAGUCUCAGACAGAGCGAGACUGGCAGCAGGGUGGUGCUGGUGGAUGAGGUGACGACGUGUGCCGAUGCUUGGACACAAGAGCGUAUACAAGACGUCAUGCGCAACUCGUUCCUGGGCUGCACGAUGCUGGUGGCGGCACGUACGGAAGAAGCGAUUUUGGAUGUCAGCGCCGUUUUUGAGAUGUCUGAAGGAGUUAUUAUGCAUGAGGCGCGCAGGUACGGCUGGUAG